GCGGCGCUGGGAUGAGCUCACCCCCGUUCCGCGGCCUCUCCCGGCGGGGCCGGCCCGGGGCUGGGUCCGGCUCGGGGCUCGGCUCCGAUCCCGUCCCGAGAAUUCCCAAAGAGCCUCGGCAGUUCCCCCCGCGGCGUUUUCCAGCCGGCCUGGGAGAGGAACAAAUGGGGCUCAUUCCCGUUUUCCCGGCUUUUCCCCGGGUUUGGGGGCUCGUGGCGGUCCCCGGUCCGCGGCCUCUCCCGGCCUGGGGCCGGGCCCGGCUCCGGUCCCUGUCCCGAGGAAUCUUCUCCUUCCCUGGAAAGGCGAAACAGCCCCGGGAGUUCCCCCCGCGGUGUUUUCCAAGCGUGGGAAAGGAAUAAUCGGGGUUCAUUCCCGUUUUUCCGGCUUUUCCCGGGGUUUUGGGGCUCGUUGUGGUGCGGGGCAUUGGGGUGGGAUGAGGAAUCCUCUCCUUCCCUGGAAGGCAAAAGAUCUUGAAAAAAGAUCCUGAAAAAAACCCACUUCCAAUGUUUUAGUGUGUCCAAGGAAAAUAGGGAAUAAAUGGGGUUAAUGAAGAUCCUCAGGAACUCACCCACUGCAGGGAAAAUCAGGAAUAACUGGGGUUCAUUCCCGUUUUUCUGGCUCUGGGUGGGAAUGAGGAUUCCUGCUGUUCCGGAGGGUUGGGAAAGGUUUUCAGGGGUGGAUGAGGAUAAAAGAUAAGGAGCCCGCGAUAACAAUGAGCACUUUCCCUGGCAGGCAUUUCCCUGGAAAUGAGGAAUUUCCCUGGAAUUCUCUCCUUGAACCCCAAUCCCGGGCAGAUGUUUCCCGCUGGGCUCUGGCUCUAGGAUGUUGGAGAACCGGGAGGAAGUGAGGAGCGCUCCUGGUUUAUCCCCCAAAUCCCGGAACCGGGGCGAGCGGAAUUCUUGGGAAUUCCAUCCCUGUGGACAAUUCCUGGGAGAACGCGGGGCCGAGUCCCACAGGGCAGCUGGGAGUGGGAAUGUCUGGAAAAGCAGGGAUGGGCAUGGGAGUGCCUGGAGAUGUUUGUGCCAUUCCCAGGAAACUGGAAAAGCAGCGAUGGGGUGGAUCCCGGUUCUUUUGAGCCCCUGAUCCCAUUUCUGGGAAGCUGGGAAGGCAGGAAUGGGAAUGGCUGGGAAUGGCUGGGGGUGUCUGUGCCGUUCCCGGGAAGCUGGAGCAGCCAGGCCGGGCUGGGUCCCCGUUCCCAGUCCCAUUCCAGGACAGCAGGGUGGGGAUGGUCCCUGAGCCCCGUCCCGGCCUCCCGCAGGAGCUGACCACGGUGCGGGUGCAGGACCCGCGCGUGCAGAACGAGGGCUCCUGGAAUUCCUACGUGGAUUACAAGAUCUUCCUGCACACCAACAGCCGGGCCUUCACCGCCAAGACCUCGUGCGUGCGGCGCCGCUACCGGGAGUUCGUGUGGCUGCGGCGGCAGCUCCAGCGCAACGCCGGCCUGGUGCCGGUGCCGGAGCUGCCGGGAAAAUCCGCGUUUUUCGUGGGGAGCACGGAUGAGUUCAUCGAGAGGCGCCGGCAGGGGCUGCAGCACUUCCUGGAGAGCUGUGCCAGCCUGGGGAGCACCCAGGGCUGCCUCGAGAGCUUCCCCUACUGGGGUGACCUGGGCAUGGACGAGGCACGGCCGGAGAGCCCCGAGCGUCCAGGACACCCAGUGACCCCCCUGGACAGCCCUGAGUGUCCAACCGGACAUGGAGUGACCGCCCUGGACAGCCCUGAGUGCCCAGCUGGACAUGGAGUGACCGCCCUGGACAGCCCUGAGUGCCCAGCUGGACAUGGAGUGACCCCCCUGGACAGCCCAGAGUGUCCAACUGGACAUGGAGUGACCCCCCUGGACAGCCCUGAGUGUCCAACCGGACAUGGAGUGACCCCCCUGGACAGCCCAGAGUGCCCAGCUGGACAUGGAGUGACCGCCCUGGACAGCCCAGAGUGCCCAGCUGGACAUGGAGUGACCCCUAAGGAGAGCCUGGAAUUCCCGAAAUUCCCAGCUGGACACUGAGUGACCCCUCUGGAGAGCCUGGAAUUCCCAGCUGGACACUGAGUGACCCCUCUGGAGAGCCUGGAAUUCCCAGCUGGACACUGAGUGACCCCUCUGGACACCCCCAGGCCCCGCAGGCCUCGCUGGGAGCGGGAUCAGCGCCACUGGGAUGGCCGGACUGGGAUGCACUGGGAGCACUGGGAGCACUGGGAAUGCGGCCCCAGCCGGGGCCGAGCUCUUCCCCAGCACAUUCCUGAUAUUCCCGAUAUUCCCAGCAGUGUUUUCCUCACUCUGCUCCUGCUCAGAUCCCUCUGGAGCCCCCAAACUGGGCUCAAAUCCCCAAACUGGGCUCAGAUCCCUCUGGAAUCCCCAGACUGGGACAGUCUGAGCCGAGCAUUCUGCUGGGAAGAGGGAGGGAUGGGGCUGGAAUUUGUGUCCCCUUCCCUCUGGGGCUGCUCCAGGGAUUUUUGGGAAAGCGGGAGCAGCCCGCGCGUGGUUUUGGUGUCUUCCCCUCCCUCAGCACUUGGUGUGGGCAGGAAAUAAAAAUAAAUAAAAAUUAAAAUAAACCAAUAAAACUCAAA
Molecule: messenger RNA, 2559 nt
Organism: Agelaius phoeniceus (red-winged blackbird)
Lineage: Eukaryota; Metazoa; Chordata; Aves; Passeriformes; Icteridae
Source: RefSeq, a predicted model, not a curated record